UUCAUCACAUACAUAUGACCUGUAUCGUCGUCUUCAAGACAUCGAUAUUCUGUAUCUCACAUUCUUCUGCGUGAACAUGGCCACAAUACUGAUGCUUCUAGAGUGAACACUCUCAUAUUUCUCAACUGAUUGACCGGACAUUUUUCACACUGCUUCGAUCAGAUAACCCAAUAAAAGUAUCUUUUCAAUUGGGUUUAUUUCUCUUCAAUUUUAGCAAUGAGGAGGACUACAUAUCAUAAUGUUGCACCACGAGGACAGGACUACUGGCCCAUCAGGAAGGUUCUGACAUUGUCUGAUGUGGAUAUCACUCACCCAUUCCUCACUCUGCCUCGGCAACCAGUUGAGAAUCAUAUUCUCGUGCAUUUGAGUCCUCAAGAUCAGGACCAUUUGAGAAAUAACCAGCAAUUAAAUAUUCAUGCCCAAGAUGACGAUACUGGUGAUAUGUAUAUGAUGAAGCUGAAGUUCCGUGGGAGUUAUUAUAAUCUAAUUGGAAAAUGGGGCAAAAUCGUUCGAGGGAAGGGACUUGGUGCUGGGAAUGAAAUUAUGAUACGCUGGGUUAAUGGUUGCUUACACUUCUCUGUUCCUCAACAGCAGAUUGUUGUAGUACCGCCACUGCAGAUUGUUCCAGCACCACAAGAGCAGCACCGAUGGCCCAUUAAAAAGGUCCUGACUUUAUCUGAUGUGGAUACUAAUCAUCCAUUCCUACUUUUGCCUCGGCAGCCGGUUGAAGAUCAUAUUCUCGCGCAUUGGACUCAGCAGGACCGAGAACGUCUCAGAAAUGAAGCACAAGUAAAUGUAAAUGCCCGAGAUGAUGAUACUGGUGAUAUGUAUGUGAUGAAGCUGAAGUGGCGUGGGAAUUAUUAUAACCUUAUUGGGAAAUGGGGAAAAAUCAUUCGACAAAAGGGACUUGGGAUUGGCAGAGAGAUCAAAAUACGCUGGGGUAAUGCAUGCCUACACUUCUCAGUCCCACAAGAGUGGAAUGUUGCAGCAGUACCAGAAGGACUGGAUGAUGAAUGGCCUAUUAAGAAGGCCCUCACGUUGUCUGAUGUUGAUACCAGUCAUCCAUUCCUUACUUUGCCUGGCAAAUCAGUGGAAGAACAUAUUCUCAUUCAUUGGACGCUGCAAGCACGAGAACUGCUGAGAAAUGAAAGGGAACAGAAUAUUAAUGCUCGAGAUGAUGACACUGGUGAAUUUUAUAUGAUGAAGUUGAGGUGGUGUGGGAGUUACUAUAAUCUUAUUGGCAAAUGGGGAAAAAUCAUUCGAGAGAAGAGACUUAUUGUUGGAAAAGAGAUCAGGGUUCGGUGGGAUAGUGGGUACUUGCUCUUCUCAGUUCCACAGUGACAAGGGCUCUACUUUUUAAGCACAUGGAAAGGGGAUUGAAGAACUAUGAUGGAGAUGGCCUAGCAGAACUUUACAGCAUCUCUUGAUAUUUCAAAUGAGCAGCAAACAAGACUUACCAGAACCGAUAGAUUCAACAAGAUGAAUGAGAUGCUUAUAUAUGUCCAUUAGACCACAUUCUGAGGCUGUGUUUUGGUGACCUAAGCAACAUCUGCAAGUUGCUUUUAUCAUAGUGUGUACGAGUGACCUUAGAUUGCAUUGCUUCCCUUCCUUCUUCAAGCAGUUAUUCUUUGGUGCUUGUGCUGCUUCGUAGCAACUUCCAGAGUUCAUGGUCAUGUUAGUCUGGGAGACAUUCAGAAACCCCAAUAUUCUUUUAAAUUCUGGUUGAAGAAACUUUCCUUCUUUUACAGUCACACUUGUACUGUUGAUCAGGAACAUUACUUUCCCUGUUAUAUCAUCAGUUGUUUCCAGAGAGAACAGGAACAAGCCACUUGAGAACAUCAAGUGGCUGUCCCAUCACGUUCUUGAGAAACAUCAUUAGUGCAGCUGUCUGCAGAAGCAUCUAAUUGUUUUCCCGGUGUCUGCUUAAGCAAUACCAGACAGAGGUUGGCCAUUCGCCAUUCCGCUCCUCUAUGAGCUUCUGGAAUUGCAGCUGUCGUUGCACCACAACCUGGCCCGGAUGUUCUUUUCACAGGCACCGUCUUACUCGGGUUCCCUCUCUGUGGACAAACUAAGGUUACUGACUUCCUUAAGUCUAUAGCGGUUGAUGGCAUCGGCGUCCAGUGUUACACUGCUGGUCAUGUCAUUGAUGCUCCGGUACUCAUGGUUAGCGUCACUAGUGUCUCAAGUCCUAUACACUGUGGACUAUUAUAAUAAAGAACAGAUGUCUUAGCGACUGAGAUUUCAAAUGGAGAUCAGGUCUCUGUGCUGCUGAAGUUUUUGUGUGUGUGUAUAACCGAGUCCAUCCAGAGUUUCCAACCUAUCAGGCGUGGCAUAUUAGGUACGUUAGUGAUGUCUUCCACCCUAAAACUUCUCAAGGGGAUCAUUCGGAGGUGCCCAUUAAAGCCUCGACUGGUAUUUAACCAUCAUGAACUCCAUAACAUCUUCAUUCGUGCAAGGUCCCAUGGAAGAAGAUGAAGUGCUGUUUAUCAGACAUAAUUCAAUCUGCUGACUCAGAAGAUUUACGACCAGUUUACAAGCUCGAUGCCACGGUAUCUGAUUGAUACGAGGUGUUUUGAUAAUAACAAUGGUUUUGCUUUUCAUGUUCAGGAACGGUACGGAAGUGGCAUAUUUAGAGAUCAGCGAUGAAUAUUGCAAUACAAUGGCCCCCAUGGAUUUCACUACUACUCUUGUUACCAAAAAUCCGUACAUUUCCUUGCCAAACUCAUACAGACUUUGCAGAAUCUUAGGUCUUGUUUUAUAAAACUAAAAAUUUAAGACUCCUGUAGUUUUAAAUGGUGUUUGUGAAGUGAGAUUUUUUUUUUUUUUUUUUUUACUUUCUCAUUUAGUUUAGACUUUAAUUCGACUUAGGAUAAGAUAAUUCAGUACUAGUUUAUCCUUGGCCAUCUGCGAUAAACUGUUUGAACCAAAAAGAAUAUAAUCUUGAGUUAACAUUCA
Molecule: messenger RNA, 2955 nt
Organism: Cornus florida
Lineage: Eukaryota; Viridiplantae; Streptophyta; Magnoliopsida; Cornales; Cornaceae
Exons: 5
Coding region: 217-1341 (374 amino acids)
Molecular function (GO): DNA binding
Source: RefSeq, a predicted model, not a curated record